Molecule: messenger RNA, 1989 nt
Organism: Naegleria fowleri
Lineage: Eukaryota; Heterolobosea; Eutetramitea; Acrasida; Naegleriidae
Exons: 1
Coding region: 1-1989 (662 amino acids)
Biological process (GO): lipid biosynthetic process
Molecular function (GO): alkylglycerone-phosphate synthase activity; FAD binding
Source: RefSeq, a predicted model, not a curated record
AUGCACCCCUCAACAACAGGUUCUUCUCUUCUCGACAAUGAAAAGGCUUCUCGUCGUUUGCACAUGAUUGGAGCCCACUUGAUGCAAUCCAACGAUCAUCAAAGAUUUUCCUCUGAAAAUAUUGUUUCAUCAAAUGAAUGCGCUGGAUCCGCAAUGGGUCUCUCUGCUUCCUCUCUCUCCAUGAUGAAGAUGGGAGCCAGUAUUCCAAACAAGAGACAAAAAAUAACAAAAUGGAAUGGAUGGGGAUACAAGGAUACCGAUUUCGUCAUGGAUGAAAAACGAGAUGUCUAUGUUACCGGAGAUCGUUAUAUUCUCUCAGGUCACUACGUCCCUGAUUUUCGUCCUUGGUUUGAAAACUUUACCGGACUCGAUACCAAGUAUCCAUCUCCACCUCAAUCAUGGGAAGAGAUGCAAAAGAAGAUUACCAAACCAAUUAUUUGCAAGGCUUUCGUUGAUGAUAUCAAACAAGCAAAUUGUUUCAAAUUUAUUGCCUUUGAAGAUGAAGUUCGUUUAUUGCACUCUCACGGACACACUUGCCAAGAAAUUUACCAAUUAAGAUACGGAAAAUUUAAGAGAUUGGUGGAUAUGGUGAUUUAUCCUGGUUCACAUGAUCAUGUUCAACAAAUUGUUUCAAUUGCAAACAAGUAUGCUGAUCAAUUGACCAUCAUUCCAUACGGAGGUGGUACCAGUGUUUCACAAGCUUUGAUGUGUCCUGAGAAUGAAACUAGAAUGAUUGUUUCUGUUGAUAUGCAAGAGAUGAAUCGAGUGUUGAGUGUUGACUUUGAGUCUAAUACUGCAGUCAUUGAGGCUGGUGCCAUUGGAAUUGAUAUUCAAAAGGAACUCAAAGAGAAAUAUGGCCUCACUCUUGGCCAUGAACCUGACAGUGUUGAAUUUAGCUCGGUCGGUGGUUGGGUUGCCACAAGAGCCUCAGGAAUGAAGAAAAAUUUAUAUGGUAAUAUUGAGGACAUGUUGGUAAAUUUGAAAAUUGUUACACCAACUGGUACUUGGUCACUUCCAUGUAAUGUUCCAAGAAAGUCCACUGGUCCAGACUUGUUGCACUUGUUCCUCGGAUCAGAAGGUACUCUAGGUAUUAUCACUGAGGUCACUCUAAGAGUUAGAAAAUGCCCUGAAUGUCAAGUUUAUGGUUCAGUUCUUGUUCCUGACUUUGAGACUGGAGUUGCUUGUCUUCAUGAAGUUGCCACCAAGAGAGUUGCUCCUGCUUCAAUUCGUCUCAUUGACAACUCACAAUUCCAAUUUGGUCAGUCUCUCAAACCAAAGCAAGAGAGCGUGUUUGAGGGUAUUGGUGAUUGGUUCAAGAAGAUUUAUGUCACAAAAGUCGCAGGAUUUGACCCUGAAAAGAUGUGCGUUAUUACAUUGUUAUUCGAAGGAACUCAAGAAGAGGUUGAUAGACAACAAAAGAUUAUUUAUGACAUUACUUCCAAGUAUGGAGGUUUGAAAGCAGGAGCUGAAGCAGGUGGUAGAGGUUAUUUACUCACCUAUGUGAUUGCAUAUUUGAGAGAUUAUGGUUUCAAUUAUUAUUUCAUGGCUGAAAGCUUUGAGACUUCUGUGCCAUGGUCCAACAUUGUUCCAAUGAUUAACAAGGUCAGAGAGAGAGUUGUUGACUCUGCCAAGAAGCAUGGCGUCAUUUCUGUACCUUGGGUUUCUGCUCGUGUCACUCAAACCUAUGAAACUGGUGCAUGUGUCUAUUUCUAUUAUGGUUUCAUCUUUAGAGGAUUGAAGGAUCCAAUUCGCGUCUUUUCAGAAAUUGAGGCUGAGGCAAGAGAUGAAAUUUUAUUGCAAGGAGGAAGUUUGUCACACCACCACGGUGUCGGUAAAUUAAGAAAACACUGGAUGCCAGAAGUUAUCAGAGAACAAGGUGUGGACAUUUUGAAGUCGCUCAAGCAAAAGAUUGAUCCUAACAACUUGCUUGGAAAUGGUAACAUGGGCUUGACUAAGGCUGACUUGUCUGUCUCUGCUCUAAUUGAAUAA